Molecule: messenger RNA, 2814 nt
Organism: Clavispora lusitaniae ATCC 42720
Lineage: Eukaryota; Fungi; Ascomycota; Pichiomycetes; Serinales; Metschnikowiaceae
Product: protein phosphatase regulator
Source: RefSeq, a predicted model, not a curated record
AUGUCUGUCUCUGUCAGCUCUGCAGCUACCAAGGAACCUGCUUCAAACUAUGAGCCUGUCUCCUUUGGUUCCUUAGAUGCUAGAAUUAUCCAAUACAAAUACGCUAUUACGAAACUUGAUGCGGUCAUAAAAUCGAUUGAUUCGAUGUUGCAACGAAUAAACCUGACAGAAGACCCAGGCGAACUUGUUUUAAUGCAAUACAUAGUUUGCCUUACGUCGAUGGUGUUUGCCAUCAAUGAUAGUGGCUUUGGUCCAAAGCUAUCUGCUUUAGAAACGUUUAGAGCAUUGAAACCAUCUACCGUCAACAUUUCACCGGUAGUAACACACGUGGCUUAUGACUUCAAAGAUUAUCAAGUAUCACCGUUAGAGAAGCUCCCUUCCGUUGCGUCUUCAAUCAAUUGCUUGAAGAGUUUUAAGUUCAUUUGUGCAAAUUGUAUGGAAGGAUAUAAGAAGAGACUCUUAAAUGCUCUGAAUGAAACAAAUAAUGCGCCUUAUUUGGAUGGCUUAAAUGUUUUAUUCGAAUCAUCCUUUUUCAACCUUGAGACUGACGUGGAUUUGACUCUCAAAUGUGACAAAUUAGAACCUCCGUAUUUUGUUUUACCUGGAGUGCUGGCAUUAGACUUGAAUGAUACUGAUGCGGUUGAGGCAAACUUGAUUGACAUGGAUAUUCGCUCACUCUUCAGUUUAACACUUCAAAUGACAUCGUCACUCAACCGCCACAAAGAUCUCAUCGCACGUUACAGAGAGAUCAAAUCACUAUCGAAACUGUCCCAACAGGCAGAAUUCGAGAAACUCCCACAAUUUAAGUAUUCUUUGCAUAGAAUUUUGUUUUGGGCUUUUCGUUUGAAUGACUUGUAUUCAAUCAUUCGCAAAUUUGGUCGCCAGAUCUACCUAUCCAAUUACGAACAUCUUUAUGAUCAGAAAUUCUUAUCUCAAGUACCAAAUCUGGCAUUUUUCCGCUCAAAGAUUCUACCCGAAAUUGACGAUUAUUAUAACACGACUAAAAAGAACGGAGUUCUUAUUGCCACUAUCACUCGAUUCAUACGUAUGAGCUCACUUGACACUAUGGAAUGCCAAAGUGCUCUUGAGUUUGUUGCAUUUAUCCAACAGAGUUUUACUUUCGUAGAAACUAUGGUGAAUAAACUUCACGAUUUUGGACUGCAUUGGCUAACAGCAGAGAUUAUAUUUCGAAAGUUAUACAAUUUACCUCUGGCAAACCUUUUGCUGAUUCAAGAUGUGGUGCAGAAAGAUGCAGUUAAUCGAAUACGUUUGAAGAGAGAAAAAGACUUGCUUUUACAGAAGGAAAAAGCGCUAGAGAAAGAGAAAGCAUUAGAGAAAGAGAGGGAGAGGAGUAGGGAGAGAGCUAAAGAGAAAGAAAAAGAAAAGGAGAGAAUUAGAGAAAGAGAAAGAAUUAAAGAAAAGAUGAAGCAAUCAGGAAAGAGUUCCUCAGCAAGGGCAGCUGCCGAAGUUUCCAUGGUAUCCCAAAGCUCAUCCAAGGAUAAAACCGCUGUGAGAACAAGACCAUCCCGAUCAUCUUCUAUUAAUAGCAUUGAUCUGAAUGACUUCAGCGACGCAGCGAGUGCUGCACGAGGAGUGACUUUGUCUCCGAACAACGAACGCCGCUUGCUAUCUAACUCGACGGAAAGAAGUCCAUUAUCCAGACCUCAAAGUAUGAUAUUCAUGAACAGCAAUGGGUCCGCGAGCUCAUUACAACAACAAGCAAGUAACCCGAUUGACAAGAGCAAAAUGAUUAACACAGUCGCAGGAGGACGCCGCAGGUCCAAUUCACAGCCUUUAUUAGUCAGUGCUGCGACAAAAUCAUACGGUACACCGCUAUCACCAGCUAAUACUAGAACUCUGCUCAGGUCCCCCAAUGGAAGUUUGGGACGAAGUCUGUCCUUGUCAAAGCCUAAUCAUAAUACUUCUUCACAACCCACAUCACCACUAGUUGCUAAGACUAUUAGAUUGAAAGCAGUUGAAGAGCAUAAAGAAGCUAUCAGAGAGACUGGUUCAGAAACAAGGAAACCUACUGCAAAUCAGAAAUUUCAGCAGCAUAUGAGGGAGGCCGCCAAGUCCGGUGCACUCCAUGCACAACAAAGGGAAUCACUAACGAAUGUUAUUUUCGAUCCGAAUAAUCCCUCAGCUACAAAGAUUAAACGAUCGGAUCUGGUCAAGUCGCUGUCGCCAACAGCACAGAAUACUCAGGAACAGACAUCCGAAAGUGAUAAAUCUAAGUUGUCCUCACGACUGACAGGUGUCAUGACCAAGCAGCAAUCUCUGACAACGAAGGACACACUGGGUACUGUUUCGAGAGCGUCAACAAAAAGCGAUACGCCAAAGUCAGCACCCCGGGUUGCAGGUGCGCCCACGCGAUCGCAGGUUACAAAGCUUAAUACUCAAAGGAACAGUACAGUUGUUCAACUUGAUGAGGUUUCUUUGGAUAGCAGAAGCGAGCAAUCCAGCUCUUCUUCACAAACUAGGAGUACUAGUGGCGAAAGCCAGGAUGUUUCUCUUACCAAUGGUAAGAAGGUACGCUUUGCUGGAGUUCCCGCAUAUACACCCGCUGAGGAUGCUCCCAGUACCUACGCGAGUCGAAUCCUUAAGAAUUUUGCGCCUUCAAAGACUUCCAUUAUACCAGGAACUUCUGCUUUUAAGAAGAAGGAUCAGCAGUUGAAAAAGGAAGAGAGUUUUUCUUUCCGGCAACAGCUUCAUCCAGACAGCGUACAACAGCAGCAGGUGACUCAGCACCUUGCGGCUUCUUAUGUAUCAACCUCUCAACCACUGAGAUUCUCGAGAUUUAAAUCCAGAUUUUAG